AUGCCUCCGAGAAGGGAUGAUUCCGAAGUUGCACGACUUGUAUCCGAGCAACUCAUGGCUGCACUUCCAAACAUUGUUAGCCAAGUGGCAGCUGGCCUGAAUAAUAAUCAAAACAACAAUCAAGGGUCGAGAAAUAGAGAAUGUACGUACAAAUCCUUUAGGAGUUGUAAUCCGAAGGAAUUUCAUGGGACUGAUGGAGCCGUGGGAUUACUGACUUGGUUAGAGAGCAUGGAGUCUGUGCUCCAUAUUAGCAAAUGUACCGAAGGGAAGAAAGUAGAGUUUGAUGCAUGUCUAUUACAAGGACGAGCAUUAACUUGGUGGAAUACCCAAGUACAAACUCAGGGCCGAGAAGCCACCAACGGUCUUACAUGGGAAAAUUUUAAGAGGAUGAUGAAAGAAGAAUAUUGUCCAAUGAGCGAGAUCCAGAAACUAGAAGCAGAAUUAUGGAAUCACGAAAUGAGAGGAAAUGAUAUAAACUCUUAUACUGCACGUUUUCAUGAGUUGGCAAAAAUGGUACCGCAUCUAGUGACACCUGAAGAGAAUCGAGUUGAUAGAUAUAUUUGGGGAUUAUCUUUGGUGAUACGCGGGGAUGUUACUUCGGCAAACCCAAAAACCCUACAAGAGGCAGUAAGUUCGGCAACCAAACUCACCAACAAUGCUAUUCUUUCGAGAAUGUUUGUAAAAGAUAAGGCUUCAGGGAAGAGAAAGAUGGAGAAACCUGCACGAAGGCAGUCUAGGGGAAGAAUGGGAAAGGCUCUGAAAAUAUCAGGAAACUACGGGAUUCAGACUCAAUCAGCAGAGAAGGAGAAAAGAACUUAUCAAAGGUAUGAGAAGUGCAAUAAACAGCAUGCCGGACGAUGUAUUAUCUGUCAAAAAUGCAACAAAGGAGGUCACUAUGCUAAAGAUUGCAGGAGCACAGGAAGGCGGGCAUGUUUCGAGUGUGGAAGCCCAGAUCACUGUCGGAAUGCAUGUCCACGAUGGAACCAGAGACCGAACACUAAACAAGCACGACCAGCCAACCAAGGGAAUCAAGGAGGUCCGGCAAGAGGCCAAGUGUUUGAGAUUGGAGCUGAGGAAGCAAGGCAGAAUCCAGAUGUAGUUACAGGUACGUUUCUCUUAAAUAAUCAUUACGUAUCUGUACUAUUUGAUUCUGGGGUGGAUAGGAGUUUUGUGUCAUUAGAUUUUAGACCAAAAAUAAAUCUAAGACCUCAAAAGUUGAAAGAAGUAUACAUCAUUGAAUAUGCCAACGGUCAAGAGUGUAAGGCCACAGACGUAAUAAUGGACUGCACUUUAAACUUUACUAGUAGGGAUUUUCGUAUAGAUUUAAUCCCGAUCCAACUAGGAAGUUUUGACAUAAUUGUGGGCAUGGAUUGGUUAUCCAAGAACUGA
Molecule: messenger RNA, 1389 nt
Organism: Cynara cardunculus var. scolymus (artichoke)
Lineage: Eukaryota; Viridiplantae; Streptophyta; Magnoliopsida; Asterales; Asteraceae
Exons: 1
Coding region: 1-1389 (462 amino acids)
Molecular function (GO): nucleic acid binding; zinc ion binding
Source: RefSeq, a predicted model, not a curated record